AUAUUCACAUUGACAUCGUUCAUUCCAGAUACCUCGAAUCCAACCCUCAACAGACUGCUUUUCAUCAAAGGACAACGUGGCCCGAAACUGAUCUUCGAUGGAUAUUCUUUCAACAGAAACAAAGGCCACGGUCAAGCCACCUACUGGCGUUGUACGAAACAUCAAUCGCUCGGCUGCAAAGCCAAAUUGGUUACCACAAAUCUUGGCAAAAAGAUUUCCAUCGGUACUCCGGUUCACUGUCACAUGGCUGAUUACGGUCAAUUGAUCUGAAUAUCGGAAGGAAUAAAACAGGCUGGGAAGGGUUCGGACGAUAUUUGAAACAUUAAUUGAAAUGUUGUACUAGAUUCUUGAAACUGACCUUUGAUAAUGUGUUUUCCAUGCUUUUGCGGUUCCUGAGGUUUCAGCCAUUAUGUAAUGCUUUGUAGAUCACUAUAGUAACUGUAGUACAGCCUUGAUUAAGCGUCAAUUUUGGUGUAUUUUUUGCGAAAUUAUAUAUCGGAUGUUUUUAUCUAGUACUGCGUUUAAGUUUUCUUCAAAGAUGCAGAGCUUUGCGAUCAAUUUUUGCGUUGUGUUAUUUGUGUAUCAUGCCCGCUUAACAAAACAAAAAAUGUUCAUUUCAGAUCCACUGAAUCCUGCUCACAACAGGCUGCUGUUUAUAGUGGGACAGCGCGGCCGAAAGUUGGUAUUUGACGGAUUUUCUUUUCACAUAGACAGACACCGAAACGAGUACAUCUAUUGGCGUUGCUCAAAGCAUUCUUCGCUUGGUUGCAGGGCAAGAUUGAAAACCACAAAUAAAGAUUUCAAACAAUACUUCAGCGAACUGACACCAACUGCGACAAAGAAGCCGACUGUCAUUACCCUGGACAACCAAGAGCUGGAUUUCGUGCCCGGUCAACGUGGUACCAGUUUGCUCCGGAUCAACAACUAUUGCUACGCAAAAAAUAACAAAUCACAAAACUCGACCUACUGGGUGUGUCGUACCAGAGUGCAGCACCGGCCGUGCAAUGCCCGAGUCGUUACCACGCUGAAAAGCAACGGAUUGUAUCGGAUUUUGAUCACCAAUCCGGUGCACAUUCACGAGCCGAACAAAUACAGUGCGUAUAGAAGUGUUGGGCAGGUCAAGAGGAGGCCCAAACUGGUGGCACCAAAGCCGGUGCUGGAGGAAAUUUUCACUUUCACGUUUGAUUCGGACUAGAACUGGAAUGAGUUAAAGUAAAAUUCUUUUAUUUUGUUUUGAUUAUGCAACCAAAAGAAAGAGUUUUUAAAUACAGAUAGUGCCAUAACGUCAUACCAUU
Messenger RNA from Aedes albopictus (Asian tiger mosquito), 1295 nucleotides. RefSeq names its product FLYWCH-type zinc finger-containing protein 1-like. Bases 500 to 1195 code for a protein of 231 amino acids. The record is from RefSeq and is a predicted model, not a curated record. Lineage: Eukaryota; Metazoa; Arthropoda; Insecta; Diptera; Culicidae. The transcript is spliced from 2 exons.